Propithecus coquereli (Coquerel's sifaka) is the source of this 1218-nucleotide messenger RNA. It is a transcript of the gene HAPSTR2, whose product is annotated as UPF0472 protein C16orf72. The transcript has a single exon. Bases 41 to 871 code for a protein of 276 amino acids. The record is from RefSeq and is a predicted model, not a curated record. NCBI's taxonomy places the organism in Eukaryota, Metazoa, Chordata, Mammalia, Primates, Indriidae.
AAGGAGGAGGAGGAGGCGGCGCGCGGCCUGGAGGAGGAGGAUGGAGGAGCAGCCAAGGGAGGGCGAGGCCGAGGUCGCGGAGCACUGGUUCUCCAAGUGGGAGCGCCAGUGCCUGGCGGAGGCCGAGCAGGAAGAGCAGCUGCCCCCCGAGCAGCAAGAGGCGGCGGCUGCUGAGGCGGCGGGGCUCAAGAGCGAGCAGCAAAGGCUGUGGCACCUCUUCCAGAUCUCGGCCACCGCCGUGGCCCAGCUCUACAAGGAUUCUGGGUGCCAACAGCCAGGACUCUCCAUGUGGGACCCUUUCCAGAACGCGGCCAUGGCCGUUACCAGCCUCUACAAGGAGAGCGGGGAUGCCCACCAACGAAGUUUUGACCUGGGCGUCCAGGUUGGCUACCAGCGUCGCAUCAAAGAUGUGCUGGAGUGGGUGAAGAAGGGCCGGAGCACCAUCCGUCGCGAAGACCUGAUUAGCUUCCUGUGCGGCAAAGUGCCCCCUGCUCCUCCCCAGCCACGCGCUCCCAGAACACCCCCGAAGCCGCCUGCUGGGGCACCCAGCCAAACUGCGGCCACUGAGUCCAGCUCAUCGGUGGACGUCGACCUGCAGCCCUUUCACGAGGCCAUCGCCCUGCACGGCCUCAACGGUGCCAUGGCCAGCAUCAGCGUGCGAUCAGGCGCCCCGGGCUCCCCUCCUCAAGACGGCAGCGUCGCCAGCAGUGGGCGCCGAAAAAGUAGCUUCUUCGAGGACGGCUUGAACCCCUUCGAAUCAGAAGAACUGGCCCUCCGUGUGGACAGUGGGGGUAACCGCAAGCGCACUUCGGCCCAGUGCACUGAUGGCACCACAGACUCCCCAACCCACAAGCGCAACCGAAUGGUCUAAACUGCCUCGUUGGUCACCAGUGGCCAUGUUGUUUGAGAGCUAACUUGACCUUCACCGUGCUUGUCCAAAGGAUACCGGAGACCAUCUUCCUUCCUUCUCUAAAUUAAACAAAGAUUUCUGUCAAAUUUGCCAUAAAGAAACUUUAAAAGUAUUCCAGAAGAGGCCUCAUAUGACUCUGACUUUCCAAAAAAAUAUAAUCCUAGCAGAGAACAUCAAAUGUCGUGUAGUAGUUAGCAAGAUCAUUCAAAGCAAAAGUAUCUGGUCAAGGCGGGAGCCCAGUUUAUCUUGUUCACAGUUAUAUUCCUUAGCACCUAGCACAGUUUCUGGUGCUCAAUAAAUGUUUGUUG